AUGCCUGUCCCCUUCGAGACUCUGCUCCCGUACGCCAUCAUGGUUGUCAUGUUUGGUGCCACCGGAACCGGUCUCGCUGCUAUCCGCACCUGGCAAAAUGACGGCAAGCGUCCUCGCUAUUCCCUCGACCAGUGGGACAAGCAAAUGAUGGAGCGCGAUAACCGUCUCACAGGGAGACCGCGUGGGCAAACGGACAAGCCCGAGGCUCCAUUUGGGUUCGAAUACUCGAAUGGGUGGAAGCUCGAAAAGCGCUACAACUAG
This is a messenger RNA of Cordyceps fumosorosea ARSEF 2679, 261 nucleotides long. RefSeq lists its product as hypothetical. The transcript has 4 exons. Bases 1 to 261 code for a protein of 86 amino acids. NCBI's taxonomy places the organism in Eukaryota, Fungi, Ascomycota, Sordariomycetes, Hypocreales, Cordycipitaceae. The record is from RefSeq and is a predicted model, not a curated record.